AUAAAAGGAAACCCAGAACUACUUGGGCAUGGCUGCUGAGCUGAACUUCUCUCCCCCUGAGGUCCCAGAACCUACUUUCCUAGAGAACCUUCUUCGUUAUGGACUGUUUUUGGGAGCUAUCUUCCAGCUUAUCUGUGUUUUGGCCAUAAUCUUCCCCAUUUCAAAGUCUCAUGAAGGGGAAGGGGGACAUUUUGAGCCAAGAAAGUUUGAGGUGACCAAGAAGCCAAAGGGGGCUGCGCCUUCCCAAAGCAAAAAGUCCAAGAAGGAAACCAAGAAGAAGAGAUAGAAUAGAAUCUGCCAAACGUGGCAUAUGUGUGGCCUACUCUGCUUUCUUCAGAAUCAAGUACUCAUGAAGAGAAACCAUUGCAGAAAAAACAGAUCUUCAUAAAAAAAUUUGUCUGACAUCAUCUUCCCUUCAGAAUCUCACUUGGAAGAGACCUCAGGGGUCAUUUAAAACAGUCUCUCUGAAUAAGAAUCCUUUGUAUAGCCUCCUUCAUGAGUGAUCAUGUUGCCUCUGUUUGAAGAUUUCCAGUGAUGGGGACCUACUACCUCCUGAGGCAAUCCAUUCCACUUCUGGAUAGCUCCCUAAUUGUUAGGAAAUUUUUCCUUAACUUGAGCUGAAAUCCACCUCUCUAAAAUUUCUUCUCAGUCCUUCAGAGACUAGGGAAUUGAGUUGGCUCUAGUGGAGCAUGGGUGCCUUUUAAAGACAGAGGACCAUAUAAACAUAAGCAUUUCCUAGGCCUUAGGUGGCCAUAUCACCUUCCCAAAAGCUCUCUCUUCAAUCAGUUUUGGUUCCUGAAGCAUAACCCCUUCAGAAAGGAAAAUGUGGGUUAUGCCAUUGUGGUGACAUUUGACUUUAGGAAAAAUGAUGCAGAAUCAAGUGCAAAUUAUAUAAGCAAAGGCCAUAUAUAUUGGGAUAUUUAGUUUAAAAAUCAUGUUAAAAUAACAGCUACUUUUUAGUUUCAUAAUUUUAAAUAAUUUUUAAUAUUACAUGUAUGUACACUACAAUCCAGGAUGUACAGCCUAAUCUGAACAAGUCUUCUCAGUUCCUAAUCAGCUUUUGUCUUCACUUUUUAAAAGUGCUAAGGCCUUUCUUUGUCAGAAUGAUAUUAGCUACAGUCUUAGUAAUUAGAGAGGCUAAGAUAGUUGAAUCUGAGAGGUUGUCCAAAGGACAGGCAGCCUUAUCUUGUGGUGAAAAUGGUUUUCAUAUUCUACCCCCAAAAUAUUAAUCAUCUUUUUCCUUUUCUUAAUGAAGCAUUUUUUCAUUAUAUCCUGUGAUCUCUCUUCAGGAGAUGGAAAAGACUUCAGAAAGGAUUUCACUAAAUAAAUAUAUGUUUUCCAUGUAGAAAUUGGCCAUGGUUUCAAUCUCUAUAAUAUGUAUGCAUUUGGUUCCCCACUGCUCUCUCUUUGACCUGUUUUUAGAGCGUCCUUUGAACCUUUCCCACUCCUAACAAAAUAUUUAGCUCCAGUUUAAGGAGAAAAGAUUGGGAUGACUAUGAAAGAAGAUUAAUAAACCACAGUGCAUGACAAACCUAUUAUGUUGUCCGCUGGUGUGUGGGAGUUGUGGGGGCCAGGGGAGGAAGGAGGCAGAGUGGUGACCAUGGUACAGUGGAGAUUGGAUCUGGGGCCCAAGGACCAGAAACUGGCACUGGUUACACUCCCAGUGACUUUGUGCAGGUCUGGACUGAGGUUCCUUCCAACUCUCCAUCCAGUAUGAAGCGUAAGUCCUCAUUCUAUAAGUAAAAGGAAGGAUGAUGUAUUCUAAGAAGAAUAUUAGAAUACAGGUGAUGUAUAAGGCAGGGUAUCAUUACAGUCUUAAUGUCUCAGAGACGCAGUAGAGGUAGAUUUGGUUGUUUUGAUAAGUCACAUAAUUAGAAAGAUACUGUGAAUAGUCUCAAGGACAGUUGACAGGUAACAAGUAUAUAUUAAGUGCCAAUUAACAGACACAAAGCAAAAAGACUCUGCCCUCCAGGAGCUUGCAUUCUAAUGGGAGAAGACAAUAUAAAAGCUGGAAAUUGAGGAGGACAUUGCAAAGAGAAGCACAGAAGAGAAGGAAGCAUGGCAGUCCUGGGUGCCACAUUAAAAUGGAAGGAACUCACCAAUAGGAGAAGGAAGCUGGUGUGGCAGAGAGAAGUCCCAGAUUGAGAAAGCAGAAGGGGUUCACAGCUCAUUGGGAUGGUUCUUAGUCAUUGGAAAAAAGGAAGUUACAGAGCCAUAUCUGUAUUAGAUUUUCCAAUGGAUUUAUGACUUUUGCAUAGGUUUUUCUGGCAUGAGAAAAAGAGAACUUGAGUUCUAAAACUGGCUUUGAAAAGGUAACGAAAGUUUAAAGCCAUUAAUUAUGUCAUGCAGGCCAGAUAAAUUUGGGUCUCUGACUUCUAUAACAACUACAUAGGACAGUGAACUUCUUAUUUCAGUACGGGGGUGCUCAGUACUAUACUGUAGAUGGUUUCAUGGGUUUCAUGGUCAAAAAAAUUUGAUGACUAACCUAGUAAUCAGCUUCUGAUUUAGAGUGAUUCAUGUAUCACUGGGCCUUUUGAGUCUGAGCUUAUGUCGUGCUGAGAGACUGUGAGAGUCCAUGGGCAUCUUCACUCCAUAAUGAAGCUGUUGGAUCAGGACUUUUUGGGAGUGUUUUGUUUUUGCUUUUUGCUCUGGACCUGUGAUCUCAUUGUAAAAAAAUUCCUUUUGCCAGUGCCGAUUGGCAGCUCUUCAGUAGUAAAGAAUCUUAGGCUUCCUUGGUAGUAUUUGGAAUGUGGACUCCAAAGCCAGUCCUCUUAUCUCUUGCUAUGGUUACUGCCUCUGUUUAUAGUCAUAGAUUGACUAUAAAGCUAAAUAGCCUAUGUGUAAGGCUUUUUACUUGCCACUGUGGAGGAAGAUGUGAUCCCUUAUCUAAAAACAAUUUACAAUGUAGUUAUAAAAAACCUUCAUUUUAAGGAGACUCUCCAGGCCUGCCAUGUCUUCAUUCCUCUCUAGGUUCCAUUCUUGAUUCUUGACUUAACUGUGCUAAAGAAGCCUCUUGAACCUGGAAAUUCAUUCAACUCACUGAGAUGUUGGUAAAUAUUUUAACAACGAACUCUGAGGAGAAAAUGUACAUAUGGCAUCCUUAAGUUUAAUCUGCAUUAUUAACAUUUUCUCCAUUACUUUCUUAAAUCUAGACGACCAACAAAACAAUCAACAAAUCAAACCCUAAUUUGUGGCUUCUGAUUUCCAAAGUAUAAAUGCUUACAGUGAAAAUUCAACAAUCUGUUUUCAAGAGCAAGCUAUUUUGAGCUAGCUCUACCACAUCUUUGACUUUAUCCCUGGACUUCUCACUGGAAGUACAUUCUAUCCCUCUAGCCUCUUCCUCUGAUUGUCUGGUUCCUCCCAGAACUUUUAUUUGAAGGAAAAUACUUUAACUUGUUGAUUUCAAUUAAAUAAGCAUUUAAGUUUCUGCUAUGUCUUUGUACACUUUGCAGUACACUGGUGGUAUAAGGCAAAAUGAAAAGUCCCUGUUCUUGGGGAGUUUACCUCUCCCAAAGAGGAAGACGAUACACAAAUAAGCAAAUACAAAGUUUUGGGCAGAAAUGCCUCAUGUUGAAUGUGAUCCCUGAACUAAAGCCUUGAAUGGAAGUAAAAGUUCUGAGGGGGGAAGGAAUGAGCAUUUAUUAAGCACUUGCUAUAUCCAGUGCUUUGUUUAGUACUUUAACAUAGCUCAUUUUAUCCUCAUAAUGUCCUGUGAUUUAGUUGCUGUUAAACUAAUUUUACAGUUGAAGAUGUAGGCAGACAAAAAUUAAAUAACUUGUACAAAAUCACAGCUAAUAAGUGUCUGAGACUAGAUUUGAAACUCAGGUCUUCUUGACUCCAGGCCCAGCAUGCUCCAUUAAGCCACUGCUGCCUUGAGAUUCUAAGAGUUGGAGGAAAGGAAAGGGGGCAAUUCCAGGCAUAAGGAACAGCUUACACAAAGGUAUAGAAGUAAGAAAUGGAACGUCUUGUUCAUGGAACAACUAGACCAAGUUGGUUUGAAUCUAAUAGAUUGAGUUAUGAGAUUGGUGAGAGCUUUGAGGUUUGUGAAAUCAGUCUUGAAGCCAUAUUAUGAUGUGCUUCAAAUGCCAAAAUUGGACAUAUACAUGAGGUCAAAAUACAAAGUAAUAGUCAUUUAAUUUUUAGACAGGUCACAGGGAAAUAUGUAAAAUUUAGUUAAGAUAUGAGCUUAUAGACCAAUAAGAACAAAAGACCUUGGAAGAAUCUGUGAGGAAGGGCCCUUUGAGCUACCAGAAGAAUAGUGUAGACAAUAGCACCAUGGAAAUUCAGAGGAGGAGGAGAGCAUUAAUAGAAUCUCCAUGACUUCUAAAUUUUUUUCCCAUUUAAACACAAAGGGAUUUCCACUGAAGUAAACUCUUGCCUGAGGGAAAAAAAAAUUCCUUUGCAUCUCCAAUACCUAUUCCUGGGGCUUUGUGCCCAAUUAGUGCUUAGUAAAUAUUUGUUGAAAUUUGUGCAGAGAUUUACAGUUCUCAAAAUGCAGUAUGACAAUAUCUUACAUUUAUAUAACACAUCAAACACCUGGUAGAGUAGCAGAUAGUAUUCUUGAUCAGGAAGGGAAAUUCCCUCUACCAGCAGGUUAUCAUAGGUUAAGUGACUUGCAUAGGGUCAUUCCUAAAAUGAUCUUCCUAUAGUAGGUCUGACUAUCUCAGUUUUUCUGCUGAUAAACUCCAGUAGCUCUCUGUCUGUCAUCUUCAGGAUCAAAUAUUUAAUCCUUUCUCUGCUACCUAAUACCCUUCACAACUUGCCCCCACCUUCUUACUCCUUAGACCCUUCUCCCCACCUUGCUCUGCUUUCCAAUAAUAUUGGCUUCUUUAUUGUUUCUCACAAGACACUCCAUUUCCCAAUUCUGGGCAUUUUCAUUAGCUAUUCUGCAUGCUUGAAAUACUAUCCCUCAUUUUCAUUUCUUGACUUUCUUGGCUUCCUCCAAAUCUCAGCUAAAAAGCACCUUCUACAAGAAGCCUUUUCCUAUCAUUGAAUUCCAGUGCCUUUCCUCUGUUGAUUAUUUCCAUUUUAUCCUGUAUAUAGUCUGUUGGUAUAUUAAAUUUGUAUGUCUUUCCAUUAGACUCAGCUGCUUGAGAAGAGAGACUUUAACCCUUUUUUGUAUCCUCAGUGCUUAUUUAGCACAAUUCCUGGCUCAAAGUAAGGCUUAAUAAAUGUUUGCUCACUGACAGCAUAUUUCAGUAGUAGAACAGAAAACUUGCUCUUUCUGACUCAAGUCUUUCUAGACUUGCUCAUUGUGCUAUGCUGCUUAUUCUGUUAUCAGUGAAUAAGUUCAGAAAGGUUGUACCUUGCCCAAAGCCACAUAAUAUGUACACAUAAUACCCAAGUUUAGUGCUUAUGAUUAUGUAUUCUUUCCAUAUAACUUUGAUUCUAACAUCUCUCACUUUUUGAUUCACUGAUUAUUGUUGUUGACCACUGUAUUUUAAAGUUGUUAUAUAUGAAGUAAAUAUCACUAAAGAACAAUAUUCCUUUAAAAAUGAAAGCCAUUCC
This is a messenger RNA of Sarcophilus harrisii (Tasmanian devil), 5508 nucleotides long. It is a transcript of the gene MANBAL, whose product is annotated as mannosidase beta like. Lineage: Eukaryota; Metazoa; Chordata; Mammalia; Dasyuromorphia; Dasyuridae. The record is from RefSeq and is a predicted model, not a curated record. Bases 29 to 286 code for a protein of 85 amino acids. The transcript has 2 exons. Gene Ontology annotation, cellular component: membrane.